Messenger RNA from Papaver somniferum (opium poppy), 870 nucleotides. RefSeq lists its product as uncharacterized. The record is from RefSeq and is a predicted model, not a curated record. NCBI's taxonomy places the organism in Eukaryota, Viridiplantae, Streptophyta, Magnoliopsida, Ranunculales, Papaveraceae. Gene Ontology annotation, molecular function: protein dimerization activity. Bases 1 to 834 code for a protein of 277 amino acids. The transcript is spliced from 2 exons.
AUGCGAGGAGGAUCCAGUUCAACACCUACUGCCUCUGUUUCUUCUAAUAAGCGGCCACCUCGACCUCCACCUAAUGCAAGUUCAGAUGGAGGUGCAAAUUCAGCUGGAGGUGCAAGUGCUGCUAAAGAUGCUAGUGUUGCUGGAGAUGCUAGUGCAGAUGGAGAUGCAACUGAAGCUGUCAUAAAAGUGACAGAAACACAUAGCAAUAAGCGUAAAACCCCUGAAGAUGCAACUGAAGAUGACACAGAAGUGAGUCAAGUGACAGAACCAAAGGGAAAGAAACGUUCUGAUGUGUGGAACCAAAGGGAAAGAAACGUUACUCAAUCUUCUGGGGUUACUGAUGAUGAAGAUUCUGCAUAUGCUAGUCUAAUAGCAGAGAGAGCAAGAGAAGAUGAGGAGGAUGACAAUGUUGAGGGGAAAACUGAGUUGGAGUUAUAUUUAGAGGAGAAACGUGAACCAAGAAUUAGCCCUAGCGGUGUUCAGUUUGAAAUUUUAGGUUGGUGGAGGACUAAUAGUACAAGGUAUCCUGUAUUAUCACAUAUGGCGAGAGAUAUACUAGCCAUACCAGUCUCUUCUGUUGCCUCAGAAUCUGCCUUUAGUACUGGAAGGCGAGUUAUUGAUUCAUAUCGAAGUUCACUGCUGCCUAAGACUGUUGAGGCGUUGAUUUGCACGCAAAGCUGGUUACAGACACCGGUUGAUCUUGAUCCAAACACCUUAGGAACUGAUGAUGCUGAAGAUGUUUCAGAAUUUUUAGGUUCUCUUGCAACUUCUAAGUUCAUCCGCAUUGACAUAGAUGAUGAUGAAGAAGAAGAAGAUUCAACUUUGUUAUCGUGAAGUUGAUUAUAAAUGAUUUAACGGGUUAGCGGUAAG